Molecule: messenger RNA, 2634 nt
Organism: Necator americanus (New World hookworm)
Lineage: Eukaryota; Metazoa; Nematoda; Chromadorea; Rhabditida; Ancylostomatidae
Exons: 21
Coding region: 1-2634 (877 amino acids)
Biological process (GO): zymogen activation
Cellular component (GO): blood microparticle
Molecular function (GO): serine-type endopeptidase activity
Source: RefSeq, a predicted model, not a curated record
AUGGAACCGCGAUGUCAUUCCUACUUCCUCUUGUUUUGCUGUUUAGCUGAGUCAUUUAAGUCCGCCAACAAUGCAGUUAUUUUCACAAAUCCCGGAUACCCGAAGCCAUACAAAGGAGCCCUGGCUAAGUACUUACUUUACUUUACAUUCCACUUAUUUUUUAAAUUAUUCAAACAAAACGGUGAAGCAGUUGCUGUGCUUUUCUAUCAAUUCCUAGCAAAUCCUGGAGAUUGUGUUACCGUAUGCGAUGCGAACACCGAAUGUCAGAGUCUUUGCGGAGAUGUGAUGGAUCAUUAUAAAACGAAAAAAAUUUUGAUCACAAAUUCUACAACGACCAUAACUAUGCAAUCAACUGCUUCCGCGGAUGGAAAUUAUCAUUCUGGAAUCGCUGCAAAAUCUGUGACAAUUGAUGCCGUAAAACGAUCCUUCUUCGAAUGCAACUCAACUGUGAAUCUUGCUGAUGGGGAGCCAUUUUUUCUCGUUUCACAAAAUUAUCCGAACACUCCCGUUGAGCUCUCUCGAUGUGAGAUCGUGUUCACUGCUACGGAUAUGAUCCGAACAGCUAUAUACGACCUGGUCACUUUGAACAGCGUCACAUUCAAAGGUUUGAAUGAGUCGGGAAACCCCGUGGAGAUCAAUCUAUCAGGCCGACAUGUGACCGACGACGAGCCGGUGGCUUUGUAUUUUUCCAAAUCGCUGCGUGUAUCAUUCACCUUCAGCAAUCGAUCCACAUUCUAUACAAGAGGAUUCUACAUCCUUGUGGAUAGCUUCGCACGUGGAUCCCCGUCGUCAAACGCGUGCGUAAACAACGGUGUUUUGGAAGUCGAAUCCGGAGAGACGAUCCCAUUUGGCAUCGCGGACUUUGGCUCCAGCACCUAUCCACCGAACACAGCCUGCUCGUAUCAUUUCUCCAAUAAACUGGACGGACAUCAACUUGCAAUUAGUAUGGAAUUCGAAACCGAAAAAUGUUGUGAUAUCAUGCACAUCGAUGGUAUUGCACCUCCUCCUUAUAAUCUCUACAAUUAUCAAGGAUUUAUGCAACCAGCAUUUCAAUUUGCAAACAGUAACGUUGUCACGAUGAAUUUCACCUCGGAUGGUGUUGUUGAAGGAGUUGGCUUCAACGGAACCGUAUAUAAUAUCGAUUGCUCAUGCAAAUCUGGUGUUUUUCGUCUGGAUCCACAGAAUACGUUGCUAAAGAUUGGAUCUCCUGGAUUUUUAUCCGGGGCUCCUACUUAUUGUCCAAAUUUAAAUUGUUCUUGGACUGUCACAUUUCCAAACGACUAUGAACUUAUUCUAAAUGUAUCCGCGCUUAAUCUUCGAACAGGCUCCACCGUAGAUCAAUUAAUGGUGGCAGAUAAUUUUGGAAAAAUUUUAUUGAGCUCUAAUUCCACCAUUCUCUUUGGUCCCAGGAUUUUCGUUCUAACAUCCGGUGAAGUCUCAUUCAAAUUUACUUCAUCUGCUACAUCAGCUUUUCCUCCUUCUUUGGAUCAAUCCGGUUUUCUUCUCGACCUAAUGCUUGUCCAAAAGGUUUUUCGAAAAACUACAAUUCAACUCACUGACAAUUACUUUAUGGCGGAUAUUUCAACGAGGUUAUUCGGCGACGGAUUGAAUAUAACGUACGAGUACGUGAUAAGUGCACGUUCUAAUAAACAGGUGUUUAUUUAUUUUUUCACAAUUUUGAAUGGAAUAGCAAAUAUCGAGAUUUAUGAUGGUGGAGAUACAAGCGGAGCGAUGAUAAACACAAGCUUUUUAUUCAACGGUACGAUUUCAACGGACGGAACUCCUCUAUGGCUACGUUCUACCGGAGAGAACCUCUUGGUUCGGGUCCGACCAAACCUAUACAACACUAAAUCCAUGCUGGACUUCCAAGCAAUGGUUACUGACUGGAUACGGGCACCGGAUUGCCCACCCCUGGUAUGGACCACCUCCACUCAAUCGCAUUCAGUCAGAAUUCCACUUUCAGGAUCAAAUUGUCUCAGCAUUCUUCAUGCAACCUACGACUACGAUAGUUCGUCAGGAAUAGUUCUGGAUCUCCAAAGUUCAUCUCAGCUAGGAAUAUAUAAAGGAUUGACCACAAAUGCAUCUCAUCUAUUAAACAGGAAACCCACCUUGGAUUAUCCGAAAUUCAUCUAUGGUGCAUAUGUCGUAAUAUCUUACAAUUCUCCGCAAGACAACACUGUUACAUACUACUGGACCAAAAGAGGUUUUGCGACGACAAUUACAAUGACGCAAAAUGAAUCUGGAAUUAUUAUGUCGGAGGAUUAUUUGCCACAGUAUCCACUAAAUCUACUAAAACAGCAAUUCUCAAUAGAACUGAUAAGCGACAGCGCACAUAUGACCAGUAUCAGGAUUGAAUUCUUGGAACCAACGGGUCAAGGUCAUGGAACCAUACAAAUGCAAUAUUACAACAAAUUACUUGAUGAGAUUUCAUAUCCAACAACUGACAAACGAUCAAUUUUUGAGCAAUGCGGAACAAAAGUGGUCGUAACGUACGUUUCCCCUGGUGGCAUGUCGAAUGGAUUAUACGCGCGUUACAGUCGAGGGUCCCAGAGUUGCAAUGCUUCGUCCCUGACAAGAUAUUCCUUCUUCUUCAUCCUGAUCUCGAUUUUAUUGAUUCUACUAGAUUUUUCUUAG